Molecule: messenger RNA, 604 nt
Organism: Ichthyophthirius multifiliis
Lineage: Eukaryota; Ciliophora; Oligohymenophorea; Hymenostomatida
Exons: 3
Source: RefSeq, a predicted model, not a curated record
UAUGGACACAGAAAAUUAAUAAUAAAAUAUUAUUCUAACAAAAGAACUUGACGAAUGGUUAAGUAAAACAAUUUAGCCUUAUUAACAAAGAAUAGAGCUUCUUGAAAAAAGCUAAAUGUAAAAAGAUGCUUAAAUACUUUCUUUAAAAUUAGCCAUUUAAAAAAUGAAUGAACUCUUAUUAACUUUUGAUAAAAAAUCUGCUACUAAUACAUCUCAUAUACCUGCACCUUCUCAUCAUAUACCAGCUUCUAAAUUAUCUGUUAAAAAAAAAGAAAAUUCUCAUCCUGUUAUUAAAGGAAAAAAAAGUAGUGAUAAUAAAAAUACAAAAAAAUAAGAUCAAAAUGAAGUAAAAGAAUAAACAAUAGAAAAAAAAGAAUACAUAAAUGAAGUUAAUGGUAAAAAAGAAGAAAUAAAAAAAGAAGAAGUUAUUGAAGAUCCUAUAGUAUAAAUUGAAAAAAAAUAAGAUAAAAAUGAAGAAAUAAGUGUGUCAUUAAAUAAAGAUAUAAUAGAAAAAUAAAUAAAUGAAGAAUAAUUAAAAGAAAAUUUUGUUAGUGAAUAAAAAUAAGAAUCAUAAAAUUAAGAUGAUGAUGAUGAAAUUAUUUGA